GUUGAUAAGCAGGUCACCUAGCUGAUAAGAACAGUCCAUUUAAAUGAUAUAUCGAUCAUUUAUUAGAAGAGUGGCGUAUAUCAAACAUCACGAUUGUUGGGUUAAUGAUGCAGAAAUGUUAUUAUAAUUAAUGCAGAGGGCUUGAGAAGUGUACAAGUUUGAUCGUUGAAAGAAUUCGAGUUUAAUUUUGUUUUAUAUAUUCUUAUUUGAAUUAGUUUGCAGUUUGGAACCUUUUAGGCACGCUAUUGAUAAGCUAGGUAUUUUUUGUUGACCGAAUUUUUGAACUUUAGUCUUAUCAUAAAUUACAGCUUGGCAUUUAUUUUUGUCUUUAAGAAUGAGACCACUGAAUCGAACCAGUCCAGACAGAAAUUAUAUUUCGCAUGAUUUUCAGCAGAUAAGAUUAACCCAUCUCCUUCUAGGAAUUGCUAUAAAGCUGAAAAGUUUAGUCUCGCCAAGUCACUUGCCAAUAUCUAUCUUGCCAAAGAACAUGGCGAAAAAUUAUUGGUUCUUCCUACAGUGCUUAACCAUAUGGUUAAUGCUGGGUUUGAGUCAGCAGGCUUCCUUUUCGAGGAAAGAAUACUAUACUGCUGGUGUGGUGGAGUUUAGGCCGUCGAACUUAUUGUCCGAUAAUCUAGACGGCUAUGUGAAGAUCAUUCACUCAAAGAAUGCCAGCUCGACGGACAUUAUUGUGUUCCCGGAGAGCACCCUCAAUGAUAUGGGUCCAACGACCUUUGUGCCCAAUCCCGAGGACCGGAUAAAUCCCUGUUUAAGUGAUCCCAAUGGCAGCCACUUCGAGCAUUAUCUGGUGACCCUAUCCUGUGCGGCCCGCAAUGCCAGCAAGUAUAUUGUGAUCAAUCUCACCGAGAAGCAAAAGUGCCAGGAUGUUCACGAGGAUACGAGACCCUGUGCCGUGGAUGGCUUGAAUGUGUUCAAUAGCAACGUGGUCUUCGAUCGUCAGGGAGUGGUGGUGUCCAGAUACCGAAAGGUUCACCUCUAUGGUGAACCCAAGAACAGCACUUACCUGCCGGAACUGAGCACUUUCGAGACGGACUUCGGGGUCACCUUCGGGCACUUCAUCUGCUUCGAUAUCCUGUUCUACACGCCAGCCCAUCAGCUGGUGGAUCAGGGAGUCACGGACUUUGUAUACCCGGCCAUGUGGUUCUCCCAAUUGCCCUUCCUUACAGCUGUUCAGAUCCAAUCGGGCUGGUCCUAUGCCAACGAUGUGAACCUGCUGGCCGCUGGGGCAAGUGAUCCCACCGUGGGAAAUAGUGGUUCGGGUAUUUACCAAGGACGCAGUGGCGCUCUGAGGAGUGUGAUGCGUCAGGGCUCCGGGGAACGGGCUAUAUAUGUGGCCCGAGUACCCAAAUACAAGGGCAAACGGCGGAUGAAAAGGAAUCUCAACCGACAGGUGGCCACCAGUUCCAGUUUCAACAUAAAACGUGACUAUCUGGAGAAUUUCACCAGCGAGGAGCUGCAAAUAGAGGCUGGGAAGAACGGUAAUCUCAGCAAGAUUCUAUGUCAUGGUGGCUUUUGCUGUCAUUUCGACGUGGCCUGGAGAUCCUUGGAAAAUGCUGCGGGGAACUCCAGUUACUAUAGCUAUCGCGUGGGUAUUUUCGAUGGUUGGCGUAAUCAGAAGCGGCUGGAUGUCAACUAUAUUCGAAAUUGCGGUUUGUUCACCUGUUCCGGGGAUUCGAUAGAUGACUGUGGUCAGCUGCUGCCUGACCUUCAGAAGCCUGUGGUGACCUUCACCCACCUGGAGAUUCGGGUCACCUAUCCGCACUCACGGGAGUUUCUAUUCUUUCCCGACACACUGCUCGAUAAUCUUCUGCCCCUGGAAACCAAACAAUUUGAAUGGGCCCAACAACAGCCCUCCGAGGAGAGUCAUCAGGUGCGUUUUGCUUUAGGGGAAUCCCAGGAGGUCAGUCACCUUUUGACUUUUGCCAUUUAUGGCAACUACUAUUAUAAUGAUUGCACGUUUGGUGUCGGUACCGCUGAGGAGCAACUGGCCUGUGGUUAUAAGAAUCCAAAAAUAUAAAAAGAGCUUAAGAACAA
Molecule: messenger RNA, 2052 nt
Organism: Drosophila subpulchrella
Lineage: Eukaryota; Metazoa; Arthropoda; Insecta; Diptera; Drosophilidae
Product: vanin-like protein 2
Exons: 4
Coding region: 335-2035 (566 amino acids)
Molecular function (GO): hydrolase activity, acting on carbon-nitrogen (but not peptide) bonds, in linear amides
Source: RefSeq, a predicted model, not a curated record